UUGACUGGAUAUAAACCGCCUUUAAAACGCAAAACGGGAAACUGCGUUCGCGUUUAUUUUGUUUGUUUUUCCUAGCGCGAAUAGUUUUAACCGCUUUAACAUGAAUUCAUCAAAUGUACUUAACGCAUCAAUUAAAUCCAUUAAUUCGCUGGCUGGAUUUGGAUAUGCCAUGAUCCCAGUUGCAAUUACAGGGACGCUCGGGAGUGUUUUCAGCACGGUGUACAUUCUUCACAAGCUGCUCUUCACGCGGAAAAAAUUAUUACUGAAUUUACGAUCGUAUGACCUCAUGUUCUGCAACAUGUCCCUGGCUUCGUUAUUCUUCUCCGCGUUUUAUCUACCCGUUGCGGCGUUCUCCACCAUCGUCGGACCGCAGAGUAUCAUAGCUAGUAGAGAGUACCACAGUUUCUGCGUCUUCACCGCAUUCUCCUAUUUUUCCUUAACCACCACCUGCGCGUUUACCCACAGCGCCAUCGCCGCCAACCGUCUCUUCGUCGUGGUGUUUCCCCAUCAACGGAACCUCCAAUCUCCCGUGUGCGCUGCAAUGCUGAUCCUGAUCUCCUGGAUAAUCCCGGCCGUGACCUUUAUCUUCCCGUUUUUUAAGGUCUUCGGCGAGUACGGCUUUGCGCCGUCCAGCCGUUGCGGCUUUGUCAACGUUAAUUAUACGUACCAGGCAAUCUAUAAAGCGAUUAGCGGCUUUGUGCCGUUGGCCAUUAUGGUUAUAUGCUACGGAUUGGUGGCGUAUUUUGAGAUCUCCUCACGGAAGCGUCUGGCUCCCGGCAACAACAAGCGGAAAUCGGUGGGAUCGGGACGGGAUGUCCGGUUGCGGCGGGAAGCGCGUGCUACCCGUACGGCGCUGCUCACGUGCGCGGCCUUUGCGCUGGGUUACCUACCGAAUGCCAUUGUCGGGGUGGCGGCCAGUAUUAAGAUGAUCCAGUCGUCCAACGGACAGCUGGCGUCGCUGUGGAUGUGGAUUGGAUGCAGCAUCAAUCCGGGCAUUUAUAUUUUUCUGAAUUCGGAGUUACGGCGGAAAAUUUUGAGCGUUUUCGGAUGGAAGAGCCAGACCGUAUCCAGUUCGCAAGAGCAAGACGGAUCCAUCUUAGCGCGCUCUUCUAUGCGGCGGGUGACCUUUCCUCAUGUAUCCGCAGUCAGCAGCAAAGAAGUAGAACGAUAAAAGCUGUUCUUGAAUGCGACGGAUGAAUCAUGUUGCAUUUUACGCCGAAAUACGGUGCAAUACAGGAAAACUUUCUUUUGACAGUAUUAAGUACAGAAUUGUCUAUAUUGCGGGUAUUAUCUUUUUCCUGUAUUUAAUUCUCGUCGCUAAAAUUAACAUGUUUCAUCAUUCACAUAAUUUUCUGCCUAAGAGCGAAAACCGCCAUCGGCUUGUGGUUACUCACGUGA
Molecule: messenger RNA, 1398 nt
Organism: Paramacrobiotus metropolitanus
Lineage: Eukaryota; Metazoa; Tardigrada; Eutardigrada; Parachela; Macrobiotidae
Product: red-sensitive opsin-like
Exons: 2
Coding region: 101-1171 (356 amino acids)
Biological process (GO): G protein-coupled receptor signaling pathway
Cellular component (GO): membrane
Molecular function (GO): G protein-coupled receptor activity
Source: RefSeq, a predicted model, not a curated record